UCAAAGCGACCCGACCAGUUUAGCUGACCCGCCGAGCGCCACUCAAGUAAAGCAAAGGUCUUGCUAACCUGGACGGAAGAGCAAAUUGUAUGAAAUCGUCGCGACCCACCAGAUUAACCUGACCUACAAUUGGACCAUAUGAUCAUCUCCUAAUUUGCUAUACAGUCCUGGUACUUCAAUAUAGAAAGUGUAGUACAGUAUGCCAAUUAACCGCUCACCUCCACCGCCAGUUCUGACGUCACCACACAUGAUGGCCACGGCGUCAGAACCUGAUUUAUCCAUGGUACAAGAAAGAGACAAAGACAACAGGUCUUUUACAAUGGAACGACGUAAAGGAAAGAGAAAUUUCGACGAGCGAAAAGAAGAGGAACUUAGCUCCUUCAUGGAAGAAAUUAGAACUAUGAUCUCUAGUUCUGCUGCCAAACAGCAAAGCGAGUUCCAAGCACUACAAGCUAGCCUUAAAGAAAUAAAAUAUCAGAAUGACGAAAUAAACAAAGCUAUGACUUUUCUGUCAGAAAAAUACGAAGAAAUGCGCGUAAAACUUGAAGUGGCGGAAUCGGAAAAGACAAAAAGCCUGACAUACAUAAAAGAACUGGAAGAAAGGGUAGAAAACCUUGAAAAAAAUUCACGAUCUUCAAGCAUAGAAAUACGAAAUAUACCUGCAAUGGACAAAGAAAAUAAAGAAGAUCUCAUAAAUAUACUGAAAGAAAUCGGAAAGACUACCGACAUUCCAAUCGACUCAUCUGAAAUUCGAGACAUUUUUCGUAUAAAAACAAAGAGUAAAGCAAACCCCAUCAUAGUUGAGUUUACAACUGUGCCGAAGAAGGAAACACUGCUAACAUCAUUAAAAAAGUGUAGGCAUGACAACAAGAGAAUAAGCACUUCCCUUCUUAAAAUCAAUGGCCCGGAUCAACCUAUUUACAUCUCCGAGAAUCUGACUACGAAAGGUAAGCGCCUGCACUACCUGGCCCGUGAAUUUGCGCAAGCAAACAACUGGAAGUUUUGCUGGGUAGCACAUGGUCAUGUUUACCUACGGAAGAUGGAGGGUGCAACAACCAAACGCAUUAAUAGCGAAGCCGACCUUCAGCAGUUGCUGCAAUGACUAGCAUUAAGUGCUAAGCCUAUAGCUGAGUUCUUUCUCUUGU
Plutella xylostella (diamondback moth) is the source of this 1145-nucleotide messenger RNA. Lineage: Eukaryota; Metazoa; Arthropoda; Insecta; Lepidoptera; Plutellidae. The record is from RefSeq and is a predicted model, not a curated record.